Messenger RNA from Acipenser ruthenus (sterlet), 881 nucleotides. Its product is annotated as large ribosomal subunit protein bL20m. The transcript is spliced from 4 exons. Gene Ontology annotation, molecular function: structural constituent of ribosome; rRNA binding. Lineage: Eukaryota; Metazoa; Chordata; Actinopteri; Acipenseriformes; Acipenseridae. Gene Ontology annotation, biological process: translation; ribosomal large subunit assembly. Gene Ontology annotation, cellular component: ribosome. The record is from RefSeq and is a predicted model, not a curated record. The coding region runs from base 296 to 745 and encodes 149 amino acids.
ACCAUUAUUUGAGAAAUCACGGAUCCACAGCGCCACCUGCUGGCGUCCCGGGGUAUCUGGUGACAGCGUGGGUGCAGUUCCGAUUCUCCACCCGCAGAGGGCAGCAGAGCCGCGCGCAGAGAGCGGGGACGCCCUUCCGAAGGAAAUGACCUCACUCGCUGUGGUUAACAUGGCAGCUCCCUUGUGCAUGCGAGGAGGCGGGCUGUAGUGUCUUUGCGGCUCUCGGAGGUCAAGAAAGAAGGGAAGGGAAAAGAACAGAAAAGAAGAGAAGAGAAAAGAAGCGCAGCGCAGGGAGAUGGUGUUCUUGACAUUAUCGCGGUGGAUACGGAGCAGGGGGCCCGACCGCUACUGGAAGGUGCAAGAGCUUCUGAAACAUGCCCGGCACUUCCGUGGCAGGAAGAGUCGCUGUUACCGGCUGGCAGUGCGGGCGGUGCGGAGAGCCUUCGUCUACGCCAGCAAGUCGAGGAAGAGGAAGAGGAGGAGCAUGAGGACGCUGUGGAUCACUCGCCUCGCUGCUGCCUCCCGGGAACACGGCCUCAAAUAUCCCGUCCUCAUCCACUACCUGCUCAAGUCUCAGGUCUCUCUCAAUCGGAAGGUCCUUGCAGAGCUUGCUGUCUUGGAGCCGCGCUCGUUCUCCUCUCUUGCCCAGCUGGCGGCCGCGCGGAGGGGGGAGGGGCUGGCGGCCGCGCUGGGGGAGGGGAAGGAGCCCGAGGGCGUGUUCUCCCGCAUCGUCCAAUCACAGUGAACCAACCUCUCCCCAGCUUCCUCUCAUCUCACUACCCCAAUUCCACAUCACGUUUAUUUACUAAGCUGUGCUGCUCAUCUGCAUCAGCCACUGGGGUCUGGGGAAUGCUGGGCUGGGCUGGGCUGGGCUGGGCUGG